GCUGACUGGACAGAGCCGUUGGGACCGAGGCUGUGUGAAAGGAAGGGUGGAGUUUCCACAUCGCAUUGAGUACACACACUGCUGUCUGCAUCACUGUGCAGUACCGCCAGUCCACUGGAGAGGAGUGUCAUAGAAGGGGAGGGGGGUUGUACAACAGCAUACAGGCCGGCACAGGCUACAUUACUAUUGAGAGGGAGGGAUGAGAAUGCUGAAUCAGUGAAACUGCAUUAUAGCCAGGGAGAGGGUGGGAGAGGGUGAACUGCAGGAGAGAGGGAAGGGAAAGAUAGCCGCAAGGGUGAAAGUUCAUAGGUUAAACGUUCACGGUGAGCUUGAGGUGGCCGUACACCUUGCUGCAGACCAGGAAAGGAAGCCAAGAUGGAAGGAAGGGAGGUGAUGUUGCCGACUGUGUCCCGCGUUGCACUAUGUGGUGGUACCCAUGGCAAUGAGCUGUCAGGAGUGUACCUGGUGAGAGAGCGGCUGAAGAGGAAGAGGAAGGUGGAAGAAGACCACAUCUCCGUGGUGACCGUGAUGUCCAACCCGCGUGCUGUCCAGCAGUGUCGGAGAUACACAGAGACAGACCUAAACCGCUGCUUCACCCAUGCCACCCUUAGUGGGCCUGUGACAGACAAAACCCCCUAUGAGAUAGUCCGGUCCCAGGAGCUGAACACCCUGCUAGGUCCUAAAGGUAGUCCAGAGGCCAUGGACCUGGUGUGUGACCUCCACAACACUACCGCUAACAUGGGCCUGUGCCUCAUCGCCUACUCAGACUGUGACUGGAUCUCUCUUCACAUCUACAGAUACCUGCAGAGACAAAUGUCUGACAUACCUGUGAGGUUCAUUCACUUUGACCUUCCCCUCAAUGAAGCAUAUUCCCUCGAUUCUGUAGGCAAACAUGGCUUUGCGAUUGAGAUUGGUCCUCAGGCCCAUGGAGUAGUCAGGUCCAAUAUUUUAUCCACAAUGCAAGAAGGGGUCCAGCACAUGCUAGAAUGGGUCCACCUCUUUAACUCAGGUACCCAAUUUGAAGGAGGAAAAGUGGAUGUGUACACCAUGGUGAAAAAUGUGGACUACCCAAGAGACUUUGAGACCCACGGUAUUACAGCCGCCAUUCAUCCUCAACUCCAGGAUCGGGACUUCUGCCUCCUCCGACCCAAUGACCCUGUGUUCCAGACUUUCUCUGGAGAGACACUAAAGUACAAAGGGACUGAGCCACUCUAUCCAUUCUUCAUUAACGAAUGUGCGUACUAUGAGAAGGGCAUAGCUCUCUCCCUUGCAAGACAGAGGAGUGUGGGGAUACCAUCCAUCCGAUCAGAGAGAGAAGGAGAACAGGGAAAGAGGGAAAGUUCAGCAGAUGAAAUGGAGGAGGAAGAAAAAAUUCAAGGGGAAAUGGAGGGGGAAGGCUAUCAGAAGCUAAUAGAAUAUGGAGAGGAGAGUGAUUCACUAAAUGGACAACACAACUGAGAGCUAAUUUCAAGUUCUUGAUAUGAAUUGUGGAUAAAAAUAAAAAAAGUUAUGUAAAAUGAGACACGUUGAUCAAAUGUUAUGAACUUCAAAUAAUAAUAAAAAAUCCUUCAUUGAAA
Oncorhynchus kisutch (coho salmon) is the source of this 1577-nucleotide messenger RNA. RefSeq names its product N-acyl-aromatic-L-amino acid amidohydrolase (carboxylate-forming) B-like. The transcript is spliced from 8 exons. Lineage: Eukaryota; Metazoa; Chordata; Actinopteri; Salmoniformes; Salmonidae. The record is from RefSeq and is a predicted model, not a curated record. Gene Ontology annotation, cellular component: cytosol. Gene Ontology annotation, molecular function: hydrolase activity, acting on ester bonds; aminoacylase activity. Bases 376 to 1458 code for a protein of 360 amino acids.